This is a messenger RNA of Antrostomus carolinensis (chuck-will's-widow), 2245 nucleotides long. RefSeq names its product double-stranded RNA-specific adenosine deaminase-like. The transcript is spliced from 5 exons. Gene Ontology annotation, biological process: adenosine to inosine editing; RNA processing. The annotation marks the transcript as partial. Gene Ontology annotation, molecular function: tRNA-specific adenosine deaminase activity; double-stranded RNA binding; double-stranded RNA adenosine deaminase activity. Gene Ontology annotation, cellular component: cytoplasm; nucleolus. The record is from RefSeq and is a predicted model, not a curated record. Lineage: Eukaryota; Metazoa; Chordata; Aves; Caprimulgiformes; Caprimulgidae.
ACAGCUGUUUGGGACAGGAGAGCGCAGAGGACAUCGCAGGUCCCCUCCGUCCGGCGCGCGAGCGGCCGGAUCGACGCCCGUGUCCCCGCUGUGCGCUAUGAGCAGAGGCGCUGGGCGAGGCAGAGGCUCGUAUCUCCCCCGCUCCAGGCGUAACCACCCCAGCACUCAUCAAGUGUUUUUUAACCGCCCUCCUACCCCACAAGAAACUAAUCAGGAAACCUUUUUACACCAGCAGUUCCUAACUGAGUGGGACACUGAAGUCUGUUGGCCUCAGGGACAGGGAUCACACAGCGAAUCAGGCAGCGGAGGCGUGCGGGCAGCGGCUCCUGCGGAGAGAUGGGAACCCCGCUGCGGCAGAGCAGGGUGGCAUAGGGUCUCCAGCCAGCGUCCCUGGGUGGAACCACGUCAUUACCCUCCUCAGUACCAUCGUCGGGACAACUCUGACAGAGAUUCUGACACCGUCGGGCUGAAUUUCCAGAGACUGUCUCUUGCUGGGCAAGACCUCGAACAAGAAAUCCUGACUAUUUUCAGGCAGCUGGGGGAGGGGAAGACUUGUACAGUUCAUGAUCUCGCACAUAAGCUUAAAACUCGCAAGAAAGAGGUCAACCGUGUUUUGUACAAACUCUUCCACGAAGGCAAGUUGCACAAAGGUGGAGAAACGCCGCCGCUGUGGAGGAUUGCCAGUGGGAGUGCAGCGAGAGAAAGGAGCCCCCCUGGCCACAGCGGUGGUGGCACAGACCCAGCCUGUGGGAGCACAGAGGGGGAGAGGAGCGCGGUUGAGUCGGGGGACACCGAUCUCAUGAUGGCCGAGACAAAGGACAAAAUCUGCAACUACUUGUUCAGUGUGGAAGAAACGACGGCGCUCAACCUCGCCAAAAACAUUGGGUUUUCGAGGGCCAAGGAUGUUAACGCCUUCCUGAGCGCGCUGGAGAAGCUGGGGGAUGUCCACAAGCAGAACACGAGCCCCCCGCGAUGGUCCCUGACCGGCAGGAAACGCGAACGGAUGCAGAUGAGGCUGAAGGCCAAUGCGGUGACGCAGGUGGCGGAUCCCACACCUCAGACAGGUUUUCCACCUUCCUCUGUUCCUCCGUGUCCUCAGGAGGCGACUGCAGCUUCGCCAGCAGCGACGGCCUCGGAAGAAGGAAGUAUGGAAAAUGGACAGCAGCCUCUGGGGCAGACUGACCAGAGCGAGGGCAGCGAGGGGGAAGCGGCUCUGCCUGGCGACACUAAGCCCCAGUUCUCCAGUUUGAGUAAUUAUGAUCACUCUGAAAACGGCAAGUGGGCCAUGGAUGAUAUCCCAGAUCAUCUGAACGCGAUCAACAAGCAGCCCGAUGAGUCAGAAUCCAUCAUGAAUUCCCAGUCUUCCCCCAGUUAUGGCUCCCAGUUUGAAACGGCUUUGCCAUGUACGCCCGUCGAGAAGCUCAUGGCUUGUCAGGAGAAGAACCCAGUGAGUGGCCUCACGGAGUAUUCCCAGUACACGUACCAGCACUGUGAGUUUGCCAUGCUGGAGCAGAGCGGACCCUCUCACGAGCCACGGUUUAAGUUCCAGGCCGUGAUUAACGGGCGCCGAUUCCCACCGGCAGAAGCAGGGAGCAAAAAACUGGCCAAGCAGGAGGCGGCAGCGAACGCUAUGAGAGUCCUGAUGAGCGAAGCUGAGAAUGGGAGGCCUGGUGGGAUUAAAUGUGAGGAGCCACUUCCCUCUGACAGCUCUGAACCCGAACUGCCUUUGCACGUGGAUCCGGAGCCGCCGUCCGCAGCAGCUCCUCUCAGCCUCCUUCCUGGGAAACACCCCAUCAGCGUGUUAAUGGAAUACGGACAAAAGUCAGGGAACACGGUUGAAUUCCAGCUGCUCUCUCAGGAAGGCCCACCUCAUGAUCCUAGGUUCAGCUACUGUGUGAAAAUGGGUGACCAAAUUUUCCCUGCUGUGGUAGGAAACAGCAAGAAGGGAGCAAAGCAAAUGGCAGCAGAAGUUGCUGUGAAGAUUCUUUCUGGAGAGUCUGUACCCCAUGUCUUACCUGAACAGCCUGUCGUGAAGCCCCAUGGUGAGCAGUCCAUGCACAGCUCUGGACCAGGGAUCGCCACUCCAGAUGAAUCCAAGGUGGUGAAAGCGAAGGGUGUUGGGGAACUCAUCAAAUAUCUUAAUGUCAAUCCUGUCAGUGGCCUGCUGGAAUACGCCCGCUCCAAUGGGUUUGCUGCAGAGUUCAAACUCAUUGACCAGUCAGGACCUCCCCAUGACCCCAAGUAA